CAUGGUACUAAAUUAAUUUCCUCUUUUUUUCUUUAUUAUGGCAAUAAAGUAUGCCACGCCGCUCAUGAUCUGUCAAUUUGCGUCGCCGAAAAACGAAAAGGGAUAGGUUGCCGGCGAAUUAUUUCUAUAAAUUAUACUAAAAUAUUAUUGUACACGAUUAUUUAUGUGACAUAAUAAAAAUAAGGAAUAUAUCACUAACUUAAAAUGACGGUGGAGGUGCAAACUAAGGCGAAGCUCCCGCAGCUUUCGUCUGACAAACAACUAACAUUUAUAAAAUUAGCUGUUUUAUCAAUGGCAGCAAUAUUAUCUUUUGCAACACGUCUGUUCUCUGUAUUACGUUUCGAAAGUGUGAUCCACGAAUUUGACCCUUAUUUCAACUACAGAACAACUAGAUAUCUAACUGAGGAAGGGUUCUAUAACUUUCACAAUUGGUUUGAUGAUAGAGCAUGGUACCCACUGGGACGUAUCAUUGGUGGUACCAUCUACCCAGGUCUGAUGGUAACAUCGGCCACACUUUACAACAUGAUGCAGUUCUUGAACAUUACCAUAGAUAUUCGAAAUGUGUGCGUAUUCCUCGCUCCAUUCUUCUCAUCACUCACAACUAUUGUCACUUACCUCCUGACUAAGGAGUUGAAGGAUGAAGGUGCUGGUCUCGUGGCAGCGGCCAUGAUCGCCAUAGUGCCAGGAUACAUCAGUCGUUCAGUCGCAGGAAGUUAUGAUAACGAGGGCAUUGCCAUUUUCUGUAUGCUCCUCACAUACUACUUUUGGAUCAAAGCGGUCAACACUGGAACUAUACUCUGGGCUACCAUGACUGCACUCGCUUAUUUCUACAUGGUGUCAUCUUGGGGAGGCUACGUGUUCCUAAUCAACUUGAUCCCACUUCACGUGCUAGCCCUAAUGCUGCUCGGCCGGUUCUCAGCGCGAGUGUACGUAGCCUACAGCACAUUGUACUGUGUCGGAACUAUCCUAUCAAUGCAGAUCUCCUUCGUCGGCUUCCAACCUGUACAGAGCUCUGAGCAUAUGUUGGCUUUAGGUACAUUUGGUCUCUGCCAGCUCUACGCCUUCACCCAAUACUUACGUGAGCACCUAUCUCCAGCCAACUUCGAGCUGCUCUUCAAAGCUUUGGUCACCACCUUAUUGGCUACUCUGGGAACUGCGUUAGUCGCCCUUACGCUUACCGGUAAAAUCUCGCCGUGGACCGGACGUUUCUAUUCUCUUCUGGACCCGUCCUACGCCAAGAACCACAUUCCCAUCAUUGCCUCCGUUUCUGAGCAUCAGCCAACAUCCUGGUCUUCAUUCUACUUCGACCUUCAAGUCCUCGUGUUCCUGUUCCCAGCUGGACUGUACUUCUGCUUCAGCAAGCUGACUGAUGCUAAUAUUUUCAUCAUUCUGUACGGUGUUCUCAGCAUUUAUUUCGCGGGUGUGAUGGUGCGUUUAAUGUUGGUGUUGGCUCCGGUCAUGUGCAUAGUGUCAGGGGUUGCGGCAUCCAGCUUGCUCAGUCUACACGUGAAAGAUAUUGAACCUAAAGUUGAGAAACAUGACAAGAAGAAGAAGCACGAAAACAAUUUAGUAUUCAGAUCUGAGGUGGGAGCUCUCUUCGUGUGCGUGUUAGGCUGCCUCCUAAUAUCGUACGUGUUCCACUGCACGUGGGUAACGUCGGAGGCGUACUCGUCCCCGUCCAUCGUACUGUCUGCGCGGGCGCAUGACGGCGCGCGCAUUAUCUUCGACGACUUCCGCGAGGCUUACACUUGGCUCAAGAUGAAUACACCUGAAGACUCGAAAGUAAUGUCAUGGUGGGACUACGGGUAUCAGAUAACAGCGAUGGCGAAUCGAACAGUGAUAGUGGACAAUAACACGUGGAACAACACGCACAUAUCUCGCGUCGGACAAGCCAUGGCGUCCACUGAGGACCGCGCCUAUGAAAUUAUGAGGGAACUCGAUGUCGAUUAUGUACUCGUUAUUUUCGGAGGACUAGUUGGUUACUCCUCAGAUGAUAUCAACAAGUUCCUCUGGAUGGUCCGUAUCGGCGGCAGUACGGACCGUGGCGCUCAUAUCCGCGAGGCAGACUACUACACGCCUUCUGGAGAGUUCAGGGUCGACGCGGAUGGAUCACAGACUCUACUCAACUGCCUAAUGUACAAAAUGAGUUACUACAAGUUCGGGCUUGUCUACACUGAAGGAGGUCGACCGCCCGGUUUCGACCGCGUUCGUGGCGCUGAGAUCGGUAACAAGGACUUUAACUUGGACGUGCUAGAAGAGGCCUAUACCACUGAACAUUGGCUCGUACGCAUCUACAAAGUAAAGCCGCUUCCUAACCGUGGAGUCUGAGCCCCACACCACCGCCUCGGUCGGUAAAUACCUCUCCAAUCCAUAUUGGUGUAGCUAAUUAUAUUACUUGAACAUUGUGGACCAUUUGCAACAGUCAAAUGUUGGUAAAAUCAGGCCGUAAGCGUGGCUACUACUUAUA
Molecule: messenger RNA, 2467 nt
Organism: Spodoptera exigua (beet armyworm)
Lineage: Eukaryota; Metazoa; Arthropoda; Insecta; Lepidoptera; Noctuidae
Source: the annotation of a GenBank genome assembly